ACAUCAUCCAUGCUCAUAACUUCAACCACAGCUUCUUUCUACUAAAACCCAUUUCUAUUCCAAUUUCUUCUUCUCAUCAAAAUUCAUCAAACUCAUAUCUGUUCCAACUCCCAAAUUUAAAAUGGCAAUUCGUCUGCCUGAAAUCUUUCUUCUUGGUUCACUCAUGGUCAUUGCUAUUGCGGCUGAUUUAACAUUGGACCGUUAUUGGAAAACUGCUUUACCAAACAUUCCUAUAAUCCAAGGAAACAAAGGUCCCUCUACAGUGCCACUUUGUCGAAGAACAAAUCUUUUUCUCCCACCGGUCACCACUACCACCAGAGUUAUGGAUUCUCAAUCUCAAGCACGAAUGUUUAGAUUGGACUUCCUUCGUCUUCUCCACAGUCGACGAUCACCCGAAGUUCCACUAAUAGCGGAGUCUUCGGAUCCUGUCGAAAACCCUCUGUUUCAAACCGAUGUAAUUCCAUCUACAAAAGCGCUAGAGUCUUGUCCAAAAGAAGACAUUGGUGAUUUAAAAGAGAUGCUCAAAGAAGAAAACCUUCAUCUGCACACUGAGGAUGCAGAGCAAGGGAGGUUGCCCUUGCUUAUUUUAAGCUUGAAGGAGGGUAGUGAAGAAAGAAGGCCAGCGAUUGUGUUUAUGCAUGGUGGAAACACAAACAAAGAAUGGUUAAGGCCAUGGCUCGAAGCAUAUGCUUCGAGGGGAUAUGUAGCCAUCGGUUUAGACGCUCGCUAUCACGGGGAACGCGCUUACAACUGCAAAACUGCCUCUAUAGAUGCUCUUAUAUCAUCAUGGAGAAAUGGAAAGACAAUGCCUUUUGUCUUUGAUACUGUUUGGGAUUUGAUCAAACUAGCUGAAUAUCUUACUAAGAGGGAUGAUAUAGACCCAAAAAGGAUAGGAAUUACCGGCAUGUCCCUAGGAGGGAUGCAGGCUUGGUUUGCUGCUGCAGCUGACACCCGCUAUUCCGUGGUUGUCCCUUUAAUCAGUGUUCAGGGAUUUAGAUGGGCAAUCGACAAUGAUGUCAGUCCGGUUUUGAAAGCUUUAUUUGAACAAGCAAGGAUUGAUCUGGGAAAGAGUGUGAUCGACAAAGAAGUAGUCGAAAAGGUGUGGAACAGAAUAGCUCCUGGACUAGCUUCUAAGUUUGACUCACCUUACUCAUUACCAGUGAUUGCUCCACGGCCUCUUUACAUCCUUAACGGUGCAAAGGAUCCUGGCGCCCCUCUUGGCGGACUAGAAGUUCCUUUAAAGAGAGCUGAGAAGGCUUAUAAGGAUACUGGUUCUCCUGGAAAUUUUAAGUUCAAAGCAGAAGAUGGAAUUGGACACGAAGUGACGAGUUCUAUGAUCAAAGAAUCAUCAGACUGGUUUGACAAAUUCCUUAAACAAGGAGAUACGACUUAUGAAUAAAGCAAUUGAAUAUCUGGAUCAGCUACUUUCUCACGCUGAACCUCUUUGUACUCCUUAAACAGUCUCGCUCGUGAUGAUGCCUAUAUCUAUAUCCACACAUCAAUCAUUUUGACCUUAAAAAUUCUUAGACAGGACAAUUAGUAUGUAAAACUAGAAUAUGACCCGUGCUAGAGCACGGGUUGAAAUUCAUUUUUUUUGUUUAUUUGGUAAAUUUUAUUUAA
Camelina sativa (false flax) is the source of this 1620-nucleotide messenger RNA. NCBI's taxonomy places the organism in Eukaryota, Viridiplantae, Streptophyta, Magnoliopsida, Brassicales, Brassicaceae. The record is from RefSeq and is a predicted model, not a curated record.